This is a messenger RNA of Ustilago hordei, 852 nucleotides long. RefSeq lists its product as uncharacterized. Lineage: Eukaryota; Fungi; Basidiomycota; Ustilaginomycetes; Ustilaginales; Ustilaginaceae. The coding region runs from base 1 to 852 and encodes 283 amino acids. The transcript is spliced from 4 exons. Gene Ontology annotation, molecular function: structural constituent of ribosome. The record is from RefSeq and is a predicted model, not a curated record. Gene Ontology annotation, cellular component: mitochondrial large ribosomal subunit. Gene Ontology annotation, biological process: translation.
AUGUCGACAGCGUCACUCACUCGCUCUCUUGCGAGAUUGACCCUUGUCUCCAGCUCGCAAACACCUCGCAUCGCACUUCGACAACCUGCCAGGAUCCUUCCCACACAGAUCGCAUCGUCUUCGCUCCAUGUAUCAGCACGUACAUACGCCACACCUGCAUCUGCAGCUAUCCGACUCGCCAACUUACGGCCUGGUCAGCCAACUAAGAACCGCAAACGUCUCGGUCGUGGUCCAUCGUCCGGAAGAGGUGGUACCAGUACACGAGGUCACAAAGGUCAAAAGGCGAGAGCUGGUAAUGGCAAGCCCGUUCCCGGUUUUGAAGGCGGUCAGACUCCUCUGACUCGUCGUUAUCCCAAGCGUGGCUUUGCCAACGUUCACGGCCAAACAUUUGUCCCAGUCAACCUGGACAAAAUCCAGCACUGGAUCAAUCGUGGCCUCCUCGACCCUUCCCGACCCAUCACCGCCAAAGAACUCUACGAAACCCGUUGCAUCCACUCGCUCAAGGACGGCGUCAAGAUCCUCGGCGAAGGUGCCAACCACCUCGAAACUCCUGUCAACCUUAUUGUCUCUCGUGCCUCCCAGACUGCAAUCUCGGCCAUCGAGACUGCAGGCGGAAGUGUAGAGUGCAGAUACUACACUCCGCUCAGCUUGAGGGCGUUGGUCAAGCCGCAUAAGUUUGCAGGCAAGAUUCUCCCUCGUCCUGCUGAUCCGAUUGCUAAGAAGGAUUUGAUCUGGUACUCUUCACCUCGCAACAGAGGAUACUUGGCUAAGCGUGCUGCGUUGACAAAGGCUUUCGCUGCUGAACAAGCUAACCAGGAUGCUCAGGCUCCUCCAACUUCGGCUUCGACUUAG